CACCACAACACAUCACUGACACAUCACCACCACAACACAUCACUGACACAUCACCACAAUCUGGACAACAACGGGACAGUCAACAGCGAGAACCUCCAUCGAGAUGACAAGAUCCUUCCUAUCUUCACGGUGGUGAGGUUCGUCAACGGGCCGUGUACUCUUGGGGACAGAAGCGGCACCUGUUACAGCGAGGGCGAGUGCAGUAGGCUGGGCGGCACCGAGCUGGGUCCUUGUGCUAAGGGCUUCGGGGUAUGCUGCUACAAGGAGAUCACGUGCGGAGGGAUGUCAUCAACCAACUACACGUACCUGGUGAGCCCCAACUAUCCCAGCACGUACAGCGACGCCAGCACGUGCACCAUGAGCAUCACCCGUAUGGUCGACACCUGCCAACUCCGACUCGACUUCGAGGGCUUUGAGAGCUUCCCGCCUGACCAGUUCGGGAAAUGCAACGAGGACCAGUUUACAGUGACGGGUGAGAGGAAGUUUGUGUACCUGUGUGGCACUGCUCCAUCAAACUGGCACUUCUACCUGGAUGUAAAGGGUCAGGUAAACCCCACCGUGUUCAACUUCGUCACCUCCGCCGUCAGCUACAACAGAAGGUUCAAGAUAAAAGUCUCCAUGAUCGAGUGUGCUCAGAGAGUACCAGGCGGGUGUGGUCAGUACUUCACUGGUAACUCAGGCGUCAUCCAGAGCUUCAACUAUGGUGGGUUCUAUCUCUACGGUGUCGACUACGGCAUCUGCUUCAGGAAGGAGAAGAACAAAUGCACCACGACGCUGACAUUGGGGGGGCCGUCCUUCGUGAGGUGUCCCGGCGACCUGUACCGUCUGCCCGUGGGCGAGAGGGGCAACCCCAUCGCCAACCCGCUAGGUGUCCAGGCCCUCUACUGCCAGCUUGAUACAGCUCUCGCACUCUUCGCCUCAUUGGCAACCAUUCAAUCGCCGUUAACGACGGUGAGUAACGGGCCGCUCGUCAUCUGGCACAAGACGACCGACGACAGCUUUGCCAACUAUUACAGCAACGGCAACUGUCCCACCUGUUCCGGCUUUUACCAGAACUUCAACCACAACGCCUGCUGACUGCCCCUCACACAACAUAAUUAUUGUUAAUGCGUCUUCUAUUAUAUUUAUCUAGUGGUUUAUCGUCAUUUGCAUGAUGUGUAGACAAACUAUCCUUUAAAAUAUACCAGGUCGUAAAAAUGUAUGCAAGAGUCGCUACUGAGUUGCCACUCUCUGCUUGGUUGACAAAAAUACUGUGUUGCCUAAUUGUGGAACAGUGGACAGUAAAGAAGUAAGUACAAGUAUUAUUACUGUACUAAAGUACGUAGGUUACUGUGCGGUCCAAAUCAAAGUGUUUUAAUUUAUGAUGAUGAUCAUGGAUAAACAAUUUUUAAUAGUUUAAUAACAGCUAACACAUAACUAUUUAUGUUCAAUGAUACUUCAAGAAUAUUUUAAAUGUAUAUUUGCUUUAAAUACAUU
This is a messenger RNA of Homarus americanus (American lobster), 1476 nucleotides long. RefSeq lists its product as uncharacterized. The transcript has 8 exons. The record is from RefSeq and is a predicted model, not a curated record. Bases 283 to 1077 code for a protein of 264 amino acids. NCBI's taxonomy places the organism in Eukaryota, Metazoa, Arthropoda, Malacostraca, Decapoda, Nephropidae.